Molecule: messenger RNA, 675 nt
Organism: Clonostachys rhizophaga
Lineage: Eukaryota; Fungi; Ascomycota; Sordariomycetes; Hypocreales; Bionectriaceae
Source: the annotation of a GenBank genome assembly
AUGUUGAGCACCGUGCUGGACAUUUUGUCAGGCGCCGCUCAAGAACAUGAAGUUUUGGGGGAUAUACCUAUCCAGUUAUUGUUGGCAGCAUCAAAAGGCGGCCGCAUGGAAGUGCUCCCAAGAUUAAUCACUACCAUGGCUGAUAAAAAUGCCCCAGCUUUUCAACAUGCGGUUGAAAAUGGCCAGCUUAGUAUUGUGGAGUAUCUUGUCAAUCUUCAGGUUCAUAUCAAUGUGGCUCCUCGAGCGAAUGGCUAUACAUCUCUUCAGGCUGCCUCUUUAAAAGGCUACCUUGAGGUUGUAAAGCUUUUAGUUGCUCAAAGGGCCGAUAUAAAUGCUGGUCCUGCUAAGAAUCACGGUCUUACUGCUCUCCAGGCUGCUUCCCUAGGAGGGCAUCUUAAGAUUGUAAAGCUAUUACUUGAUCAAAAGGCGGAUAUAAAUGCUCGUCCUGCUAUAACACGCGGUCUUACUGCUCUCCAAGCUGCCUCUCAAGAGGGUCACCUCGAGAUUGUAAAAUAUUUAGUUGCUGGAAAGGCUGAUGUUGAUUAUCGUGACCUGAGCGAAGGAAAAACAGCUCUAGAAUAUGCUCGUGAGGGAGGCCAUCUUCAAAUUGUUGGACUUUUGCAUAACGAAUCAGCGAUGGCAAAAUAUGAGCUGUAUCUCGCUGGUGCAGAUUAA